Molecule: messenger RNA, 387 nt
Organism: Nannizzia gypsea CBS 118893
Lineage: Eukaryota; Fungi; Ascomycota; Eurotiomycetes; Onygenales; Arthrodermataceae
Exons: 2
Coding region: 1-387 (128 amino acids)
Source: RefSeq, a predicted model, not a curated record
AUGCCCUCUAGCUCGUAUCUGCACAAAGGUGGGAAUAUCAAGAAGCUUGACAGCAAAGGAAAUGAGAACAUUUCCAUCGUAUAUCGCAUUCUCAACGUCAUCCCAACAACUGGCUACCUACGGAAUGGCAUCCUGCACGUCACCCCCGGUAGAUGGAAUAAUAUUGCUUUUCACACUUGCAUGCUCCCCUUCAAGAAGGUAGGCGCUACAUCUACCCAAUGCAUCCGUAGACUCACAUUCGGUGGAUCGGCACAGCGCAGUCAGCGAGAUUUGGCUCCCGUUCCCACCAACUCCGUUGAACAUGUGCCCCAUGCAUGGAAGACAUAUCCCAGAUGGAAGGACAUGGCGGCCCUUGGUGGCACUCAGACAUCAAGGGUAUCAUCCUAA